Molecule: messenger RNA, 1488 nt
Organism: Onychostoma macrolepis
Lineage: Eukaryota; Metazoa; Chordata; Actinopteri; Cypriniformes; Cyprinidae
Gene: bkgd
Product: chromosome 05 C11orf54 homolog
Exons: 8
Coding region: 76-1035 (319 amino acids)
Cellular component (GO): nucleus
Molecular function (GO): hydrolase activity, acting on ester bonds; zinc ion binding
Source: RefSeq, a predicted model, not a curated record
AGCGGAAAGAAAAGCCCGUCGUCAUGUGACCUGUCUGCAUGCGGGAGCCUGACGGAUCAAUACACACCGAGAAGGAUGGCAAACACCUGCAACACCGACAAGUUCCAGCUGCACGUUCCAAAUCUCGAGGAAUUAUGUCAGGUGCUGCAAUCAGGACUGAAUAAGAAUUUUUCUGACGUAAAAGUGUCUGUCACUGACUGUCCAGAUCUUACACAAGAGCCAUUUGGGUUUCCUGUCAAGGGUCUGUGUGGCAAACCUCGUAUUACUGAUGUGGGAGGCGUACCCUAUCUUAUUCCUCUGGCCAAACCGGACAAGGUGUACAACAUGAACACUGUGUCCAAGGAGGUGGAGCUGCCUGGUGGAUUUUUUCUUGGUGCUGGUGCUGUUUCCUGCAAGACAACUGGGAUGAAUGGAGAGUUGAUGCCUCUGGUUCUGACUGAAGCUGAAGGAAGACCUGCAGUGAAUGCCAGCUAUUUUUCAUCCAUCAACCCAGUGGAUGGAAAAUGUCUGCAGGAGAAAUACAGCAACAGAUUCCAUGACUGUGACUUUGGCCUCCUUGCAAACCUUUAUGCAUGUGAGGGCAAACCUGGAAAGGUCAUUGAGGUGAGAGCCUGCAGAAGGACUGGAGAGGACAGUCUUGUGAGCUGCAUGAGGAAGACCAUGGAAGAACGUUAUGGGGAGAAGAGCAUGGCCUUGGGGGGAACUUUCGUCAUGCAGAAGGGGAAGGCAAAGAUCCAUAUCAUGCCGCGUGAAUUCUCCGCCUGCCCUCUGAACACCAAUGAGGAUGUCAAUAACUGGCUCAGGCAUUUUGAAGUCAGUGCUCCACUGAUCUUUCAAACUGUCAUGGUGUCCAGAGACCCAGGUCUUGACUUGAGAGUGGAGCAUACACAUGGCUUCAGUCACCAUGGUGAGGGGGGCCAUUACUACAUAGACACCACCCCAAACACAGUGGAGUACCUAGGAUACUUCCUGCCUGCUGAGUUUAUCUACCGUAUCGACCGACCCACGGAGACGCACAGUAUUGGCAGAGAUUAAACUAUUGACAGUUUAUAUUUUUUAUGCAUUUAACAUGCUAUAAUUAAUUUUGCCCAGUAGCACUUUACAUAAAAUAAGUAUUGAGUGAUUUGAGCAGUUUUCACAAUCCAAUCAAUCUCUCUACAUUUUGUACCACUUGAUGGUCAAGCCAUUUCAAUUAGCUAUUUUUUUUGACAACUGUAAUACCUUUUUGCAACUGAUUUGGUACAGCAACAAAUAUUGUACCAAUUCAGCAUAUUAGAAUGAUGAAUAAAUUACAUUUUAAAAUCUAUUCAAAUAUGAAACAGUUCAACUAAACAGAAAACCAACUGUAAUACUACUUAACAGUAUUGAUUUUUUACUUGUAUUGUUGAUCAAAUAAAUGCAGCCUUUGUGAACCUUCUUUCAAAAAUAUUAAAAAAUAUUAAUCAUUAUAAACCUUUGACUGGUGGUGUAUUAAACAUUUAAAAAAUA